Messenger RNA from Musca vetustissima, 2706 nucleotides. RefSeq names its product TBC1 domain family member 31. The record is from RefSeq and is a predicted model, not a curated record. Gene Ontology annotation, cellular component: centrosome. NCBI's taxonomy places the organism in Eukaryota, Metazoa, Arthropoda, Insecta, Diptera, Muscidae. The transcript is spliced from 5 exons. Bases 1 to 2706 code for a protein of 901 amino acids. Gene Ontology annotation, molecular function: protein binding.
AUGGAUGUAAAUACUCUGGAAACAAAUUUAGCUGAUAAUGUGGAUACAGCCAAACAAAAUGGAAACGAGAAAACACAAGCGAAAACCUCUUUAGCAAUGAAGAAAACAGCAUUCCAAUUGAAAGAAAAUAAUGGAAAUAUUCUGACAAUCCAUCAUACGAUCAAAGAAAAUGAUAAAAUGCUGCGUAUUGUCAUAAGUGUGGCUUGUUUUGAUAUCCGCGGCUUACAGCUGGUUGCUGUGGACAGAAGGGGAACAAUUUUUGUAUUCGAUUUAGUCUCAAGACGUUAUUGGCGACAUGCAGAUGUUCUACCAAAACCAAGUGCAAUUACAUCCUCGUAUAAGGAACAUAAUCAGUUUAUUAUGGGUAACAAGGAAGGCGUGAUAGUUCUAUUGGAUGUGGGUAAGUGCAAUCGCAUUUUGCAUAUAAAUAAAAUUUCCAACGAUGUCAUUAAUGAGAUAUCAUUUCCGGGCCAACCACUGGAACCCAAAACAUUAAUGCUCAUACGUAUUGGACGCUCAGCAAUAAUUAUGGACUUUGAAAAGUUUACGUGUACACAUCGCUUAGAUUUUGACAAAUUACAAAUGUCAUUGAAAUUUGCCUCAUAUCUACCGCAAUCGGAAAAUAUAUUGACUUGUUUUUCCAAUGACACCAUACACAUUUGGUCCGGGGUUUCAUUGGAAGUUAUACGUGUUAUACAUCCAAUACGUUUAAGGGAUAAAAAAAUGCAGACCGAUGAAACCAGAAUACCAGAACUCACACUCGACAAUGUGGAACACAAGGAGCAGAUAUCGAAAAUAAAUAUGGAUAAUGGUUUAAUUGCUGCAUAUGCUUAUCGCAUGGAUGGUUCAGUGUUUGCCCUAUCAACAUGGGAUAAUUAUUUACUUCUGCUCAGCCCAUAUACUUUUGAACUCCAGACAUUGAUAAAUUGCAAAGAUUUCAUUUUGUUGCAAAUGUCUUUGAUGGCCAAACCAAAUGAUCAAUUUUUAAUUGGCCUAACGAACAGAGGAUCGGUUGUUAUGUUUGAUUGUAUUAAUACAGAAUAUAAAUUAAUUAUUGACAUUGGUCCGGCAAGAUCUUUAAGAUCUUCUUUAGGUAGUAAAUAUCUGACAAUAAGUCGUAUAUCUGGUGAAUUAUCCCUGUGGUCCAUAUGCCAUCUGCUGUCGGUGUUAAAAUUACAACAAGAAUGUAUGACCCUGCUAAGAUCAGCUUUUAAACAAGCCAAACCUUUUAAACUGCCUUCAAAUGAAAUGGAUACAAAAUUCCAAGAAGAAAUUAAAAAACUCCUAACUCCGCAUCGUUUGCAACAAAUUUUACAAGAGUUCCAUUGUUAUCCACCAAAAUAUCGCAGCUUGAUUUGGUGUUCUCUGCUGGUGUUGCCUUACAACAAAUUGCAAUAUAAUGAUUUACUACAAAUGGGCACACCCCCAACCAUUGCCCAGAGAUGUCGCCAUCUGAACAUGAAAAAUGACACCCUGAAAAGGGCAUUGAUAAAAUGUUGGUCCAGUCUCAGUCAAUGGUGUAAAGUUUUGGCUUACAGUGAAAUGCUACCCGACUUAAUAUUCCCCUUUGUAAAAUGUUUCCAACAAAAUCAUUUGGUGGCAUUUGAAAUCUGUAUGACUUUAAUAACCAAUCAGUAUCAAUUAUUUUUUGAAUAUCAUCCAUUGGAACCGUCAAGUUAUUUGGGAUUAUGUGCCAAUAUCUUGCAACACUAUGACAAAAUGUUAUUUGAUUAUUUCACGGCAAAAGAUGUUACACCCACAAUAUAUGCUUGGAGUAUUUUGAAGAAUUCUUUCAGUGAAAUACUGGAUGAAGAGCAGUGGCUGUGUUUAUGGGAUAAUGUAUUAUCUUCGCCCAUAUAUUAUCCCAUUUUUGUUGUUGUUGCCUACAACAUUAUGCAAAAGGAAGUCUUAUUACGUCUCCCAGACAAAUUUAUUAUCGAACGUUUCUAUCAUGAUCAAAAUCCCAUUGAUGUACGUAAAUUAAUAGCGAAAGCCUACAAACUACUUGACAAAUGUCCCGCUCAUUUACAUCCCAAACGUUAUAUGCAAACCAAUUUCCAACCCAUACCUCCAAAUGUUUAUCCCAAAUUCCUCAACUAUCCCAAUGAAUGUUUAAAAAGAUACGAAGAAAAAGUACAAGAUUUACAGUGCAUAAAUGCGGUAAUUGAUUCGCGAAUGCGCGAUUUAGAACUUGAAGAAUUGGAGAUAAUGAAACGUUUAGAAAAUGGUCUACGGCAAGAGGAACACACGAAACGUCUUAAAGAAGUGGAGAAAUACUAUCAGGAUACACUGAGACGUGAAGAGGAGAGAAUCAAUUGUCAGCGUAAAAUGUUAUUACUCUAUCGUAAAGAGUUGCGUCACAAAAAAGGUGAGGUAGCUGCCGCUCUACAAGAAGCGGAACAACGUAAAACUAUUCUACUCAAAGAACAUGAACUCAAUUCGCUCCAAUAUUAUAUAGAACAAGAGCGCAUGUGCAAUGACAUUAAUUUAAUGUGGGCUGAAGAGGAACUACAAAAUCAAGAUCUUGAACUGCUGGCUCAGAAAUCAAUGAAACCACCUUUAACACCAUCAUUAACCUCAACAUAUUAUGAUGAUAUUUGUCGAUUACAAAAUGAACAGAAAAGACUUAAUAAUGAUAUUAAAAAGGUAAGAAAGAAACGAAGAAAGAAAUAUGUACAAAAGGAGUUUUGGAAAUUCGACAUAUAA